Messenger RNA from Penicillium cataractarum, 1332 nucleotides. RefSeq names its product ATP-binding protein. The transcript is spliced from 2 exons. The record is from RefSeq and is a predicted model, not a curated record. The coding region runs from base 1 to 1332 and encodes 443 amino acids. Gene Ontology annotation, biological process: nucleoside metabolic process. NCBI's taxonomy places the organism in Eukaryota, Fungi, Ascomycota, Eurotiomycetes, Eurotiales, Aspergillaceae. Gene Ontology annotation, molecular function: catalytic activity.
AUGCUGGAGAAGAACCCGAAGAUGGGCAAGAGGUCCAGACAGAAUCCUGGAUACAUUCACCAAGGCUUCGACAACGACCGCCUGUUCAAAUCUUCAUGCGACCACGUCCCCGGCCCAGACUGUCGGGGCUGUGACACGGCCAAUGAGGUUCAACGCGAUCCUCGAGACACUAUCGACCCCGAAAUCCACUACUGGACCAUCGCAUCCGGCAACACACUUGUCAAAGAUGCCGCUGCGCGCGAUCGGAUUGUUGCUGAACUUGGCGAGGAUUGCAUCUGCUUUGAGAUGGAAGCGGCCGGCCUAAUGAACCACUUUCCCUGUCUUGUCAUUAGAGGGAUCUGUGACUACGCCGAUUCUCACAAGAACGAUCGAUGGCAACGCUACGCCUCAGCGACUGCCGCGGCGUAUGCUAAGGAGCUUCUGGCAUACGUGCCGGCCGCAGAGGUUCAAGAGACCAAGAGGGCACUGGAAGUACUUCAAUCGGUUCAACAACAGAUCGAUAGCGUACGGCAGACGACAGUUGCAACGAAAGCGGUAACUGAUUCUAUUAGGUCUGACCUUCGUACCGAUAAGAUCAGGCGCUGGCUUUGUCCCCCGGAUGCGUCUAUAAACGCCAAUCACGCGAGGACGCUUCGACAUGAGGGGACAGGCGCGUGGCUCCUAAAAAACCCCGUCUUCCAGUCGUGGCACUCGGGGUCACGUCGGCAUUUAUGGCUCCACGGGCUCGCGGGAUGUGGAAAGACAGUUCUCAGUGCGACUGUGCUUGAUCAUCUCACGAAGCGAAACGACGGGCUUAUCCUUAGCUUCUUCGUUGACUUUAGCGACACCACAAAACAGACCUUAGAUGGAAUGCUGCGCUCGCUUGCUUUCCAACUUUAUCAAGGCGAGUUUAGCUCUGCACCUCAUCUUAAUGCUUUGUUUCAAGCAUAUCAGAAUGGCAGCGACCAACCUGCGAGAGAGGCGGUCUCGGAUAUUGUUUUCAAGAUGCUCUUGGUCCAAAGGCAGGUCUUAAUCGUCCUGGACGCAUUAGAUGAGUCGAAAACAAGGGAUGAGGUUCUCCUGUGGAUCAAGGAUGUGGUAGCCAGGCCGGAUCUGGCUCAUGUCCAGCUGCUUUAUACCAGUCGACCUGAAUCCGAGUUUCUGCGCUACAUUCCCCAUUUGAUAGGAAAGCAAAACUGCCUACCACUUGAUAAGCAGGCUAUCAACUCCGAUAUCCGAUCUUGGGUCACAACGCAACUUUCUCAACGGCGCGAUUUUACAGAGAAGCCCUUGUCCCAAGAUCUUCUGGAGAGAAUCCGGAGGAAGGUUAGCGAUGGGGCUGACGGGAUGUGA